Trypanosoma rangeli is the source of this 402-nucleotide messenger RNA. Its product is annotated as tRNA (uracil-5-)-methyltransferase. The coding region runs from base 1 to 402 and encodes 133 amino acids. The record is from RefSeq and is a predicted model, not a curated record. The transcript has a single exon. Lineage: Eukaryota; Euglenozoa; Kinetoplastea; Trypanosomatida; Trypanosomatidae.
AUGGGGAUUGAGAGCCAUGAGAGUGGAGAGAAGGAGGUCUCAAGAGGCCCCACGGAUGGUGUCGUUCUUCGGGAGCACAGCAACGAGAAUCUGUUGAAGUUUGACACGCACGACAACUACUCAACGACGUCGGUGAUAAAAAAAAUGAUCAUGAAAAGCCUGCCGCCACCCAAGACGAAUGCGCCUCCACAACCGCUGUUCAACGGGCUGUUGCGCAUGGGCAAAAACCCGAAUACACCGCUCCUUUUUAUGGCGUUUCAGACACCUGAGGACGGUGCCGCAGCCGCAGAGCUUCUGCGGGGGAUGCUUUUUCGUGGGAAAAAACAAGUGGCAGGAGUUACCCGUGACGCAGCGAGAUCUGCAGCUUACCCACAAGGGCAAUGUUCGGAAACGGCCACGUGA